AAGCUUAGUAUAAUUAUUCUUCAUUUCUUUGUGUCUGACUGAAUCGAGCAACCUUAUAAACCAAGUCUUGAUAGACUAGCGUGCAAGGAGGAAAUGGCUGCCAAGGAUGAGUUUCAGUGGGCAGCCGAUGAAGAUAUUCAGGAUUUUCGUUUCAUGGAACUUCGCAAGAUUCACUUUGGUGAUUCUGGAGUAGAGGGUUGCAAAGACCAACGCUUUUCUCUUUUGUGCACUUCAAACCGUUUCGGAUUUACCUUUGUCGGCUGCAAAACUGGUUUGUACGCUUUCCGAACUGCUCUUCUGUACAAGGUAGACAAAGAUGCAAGCAUUGGAAAAAGGAAUGUGAUGGCUGGCAAAGCUAACAUAGGGCCCACUCACAUCCCCACUCCUGCCCCUCCCAUCCAUGUGGCUCUCUCCAAUGACAGUCUCACUCUGUCAGUGUGUGUGAAGGAAAGUGGAAUGGUGAAGAUCUACUUUUAUGAUACCAGGGCACUGGCCAAUAAGGGGAAGCAAAUGGAAUCUUUUUGCAGCAUCGCUCUUUCUACAGAAAAAGAUGCAAGGCUGUUGGACCUUCAGUGGAACCCUGGCUCUAGCUUCCCAAACCUACUUCUGGUGGUGGUCUCCACUGGAGUGGUGAGUCUGCUCGAGAUCACUAACAAGGUUAUCGUGUUGGUGAGGAGGGCUGGACUGCAAGCCAACUGUGUUUGCUGGAGUCUCAAGGGAAAACAACUUGCACUCGGCAUGAAGAACGGAGAUGUGGUUCAAUGUACUGCUAAGGCCUUUGAGGAGAAGCGUCGCUAUCCUCAGCCCCCUAACAUGAUUUUAGGGAAACUAAUGCAAGUGGCUGACCUCUGUUGGCUAACAGCGUUUGAGUUCGCAGUGACCUACAUACCUCAGGACCUGAGUACUGACAACGUAUUCAUGGCUUUCCUGUCCACACCAAAAGACCAGCCUCUUAGUUACACAUGUGCUGAUGACCCGUAUGGUUACUAUGGUGUCGAUUCCAGCAAGAAGAAUGUGGACAAGUUUCACUUUGCUCACAUGCAGCAAUGGGGUGUCCUAAUCACCUGCUCUAACAACUCAGUGGACACACCUUGUUUUGGCCAAGAGGGGGGUGCUCACGGAGUGACAAGGGGCAAUUCAGAUUACUACCACAGGCCCUGGUGGCAGUGGGGCCUAGAUGAAGGUGGGAGGGUCGAGUCUCCUCUCGAUAACGACAAUAAUGACACGCACUCAGUGGGCGUGGCUAUUGACUACACAUCCCAGGAAGUGAUCCCUAUGAGUCACACCAUACUCUUACCAUGUUCCCCACUCUUUCUCUCCCUCACUGAUAGAGGAGUGCUGUGCCCCUAUAUUAUUGUCAACACGGGUUGUUCCCCUGACAAAAUCGCUAAACUGAUGUCCCCACCAAAGCCGCUACCAAACUCUUCUGUUAGACACCAAGUAUCUGCUUCAGCCCCACUGCCAUCCAAGGCAGCUCUCCCAUUAUUGCUUAAAGGCUUUACUCAAGGGUCUGCUCCACCAAUGGCCACUCCAGGUCAACCUAACACUAGCCCGAAGAGCACUCCUCCAAACUUGACAGGACCUACUACUGGAUCAAGCCCCAGUACUCUAAUAAAUAGUGCUGGUGCUCAGAAGCCGUUGUUCGGUAUUGCGAAAAUUGGACAGCCUAAACCAUCUUUUGCUCUGGGAGGUGGGAGAGUAUUAAAUGUUGGACGACCCAACCUCUUGCCUGGACAAACAGCUGGGCCUGUUACCAGUGGAACUUCUUCCCUUCUUACUUCUGGUGGUCUCUUUUCGAAUACCUCCAGUGUACCUACUUCCAAACCUGGUGAAGUUUCUUUUAGCAACCCUGCAGCAAACACUGGGGGUCUAUCUCUUGGCAGGCAGCAACAAAAUACAAAUUUUAUUUAUCCCAUCUCAGGCGUUUAUCCGAACAACCAAGGUGGUGGCGUUCUCUUUCCACUCUCUGCUAAGCCUGGCCAGCUCCAACCCUUCUCUGGUGCAACCAAAUUAACUAGACCCUCAGCACCUUCUAUAAGUGGGCAACCCUUAUUUACCUCUUUGGGCAUUGGAUCUGGAUUUUCUGGCCUCAGGACUUCAGCACCUGCUCCUAGUAAUGCUCCCAACGUAACACCUACUACUGUUGUCAAUACAUCCACACCUGUUCUUGGAUCCACUGUGCCCCGUCUCGGAUGCACUGUGCCGCCUUCAUUGGGAGUAGCUCCUCCUAUCACUACAACUCCAUCAGGGCUAGGACAGAAGCCGCCAAUUGUAGGACUGUAUCAACCGCAAAGUACAUACAUGUACACACGUACAGCCAAGUUAGCUGAGGCUCCAGAUACUGGUGAUCUGCCAAUGACAACUGGGCCUAUGAUGUCUACCUUACCUAUAAAGAUAACGCCAAGUAACAAACCUUACAGCACUGGAGGAAUUCCCAACACCAUGGCCGAGAGAGUGACUACGAAAGAAGUUCUCAAGAAACUCGAUGCUCAACUCAAAUGCUCCCUUUGUCUCGACACUUUCAAGCAACCGAAACUCUUGCCUUGUUUUCAUGUGUUUUGCAAGUCCCCGUGUCUGGAGAAACUAGUGACCCAGAAUGGACGCUCCCUCACUUGUCCCACCUGUCGACACAUUGUCCCACUGUCAGAGAGGGGGGUGGCUGGACUGCAAUCAGACUUCCACAUCGAUCACUUGUUUGAGAUACAAGAUGCUUUCAACAAGGCUGAUGAUACGAACUGUGGCAACUGUGAAGAUGGCAAUGCCACUGGGUACUGUAACGACUGUGGGGACUUUUUGUGUGACAAGUGUCAAGCUGCUCAUAAACUAAUGAAAUAUCUACGAAAUCAUAAACUAAUUUCGCUGGAUGAACUCAAAGCUCAAGUGACUAGCCUGGUUCCCCCCAAGAAGGCCGUCCCCCAUUGUCCCAAACACUCAGAGAAUGCCCUUAAGAUAUACUGCGAUACCUGCUCCACUCUCAUUUGCAUGGACUGCACCAUUCGUCUCCAUAAAGACCACAACUACGACUUGGUGGCUGAUGUGCUGACCAAGCACAAGGAAGAACUUGUCUCCAGUCUCAAACCAGUCAAAGAGAAGUUGGACAGUGUACAACGAGCUCUGAAGGACUUUGACACAAGAGCCAAGGCAAUUCAUGAUCAGAGGGCCGCGAUUGAAGCCAACAUCCACAAAGAGAUUGACGGACAGCAUCGAUUGUUGGACCAACGAAGGGCAGAGCUUAUGGGAGAGCUAGAUAUGCUGACUCAACAGAAGCUGAAAGAUCUGGCAGCACAGAGGGACCAAGUGGAGAACACUCAGGUGAAACUGACCAGCUGUCUGGAGUACGCUGAGGGGGGUCUCAAAACAGGUACAGACGGCGAAGUACUCGAAAUGAAAUCUUCCAUUCUCAAAAGAGUCAAACAAAUUUCUACUGAAUUCAAAUCAAAUGCUAUUCAGCCAGAGACAAAGGCUGACAUAGAACUGAUCACUAAAGGAAAAAAACCUCUCCAACAAGCUUAUCGAGAUUUGCUAGAGAUUGAACAGUGUGGAUCAUUCAGCUUCGAGAACAGCCACAUGGCAGGAGAUGGUCUGAAAGGAGCUACAACUGGAGAAACAAAAACUGUAUCAUUUCAAGCAAUGACCAAGAACAAUAAGAAAUUCAAUGACAAACUCAAUCUAAAAGCUGAACUUGUGCAUAUCGAAAGCAAAAAUAAAAGUAAAUGUGAAGUGAUCGAGCAACAACAUGGCCAACACAAGAUCAACUAUCGCCCUAUGAAACGAGGAAAGCAUGAACUACACAUCACUGUCAAUGGGGAUGCAGUACGAGGCAGUCCAUUCCCAAUAGCUGUAGCCCCAUCACCACAGAGCUUCAUCAAGCCUUCCCGAGUUGUACGAGGUGUGAACAGCCCACGAGGCACUGUCUCCAACAGUAAGGGACAGUUAGUUGUUGUUGAAGGAGCUACUGUCUCUGUAUUGACACAGGAGGGUAAGAAGAUACGAACGUUUGGACAGCUCAGUAAUGCACAUCAUGGAGUGACUGUGGACAAAGACAACAACAUCUAUGUAAUGGAUCGUAGUAAUCAUCGUGUGAAUAAGUUUUCAUCCGACGGAGAGUUUGUGGCAGCUGUUGGUAGUCAAGGCAGUGAUAACCUUCAGUUUAAUAGCCCACUAGGUAUUUGUUAUAACAGAACAGACAACAACCUGUAUGUGACUGAUCAGAGUAACCACAGAAUACAAGUGCUCUCUACCGAUCUGACGUUCAUACGAUGUUUCGGUACAACUGGAAAUGGGAACGGACAAUUACGAAACCCAUUAUAUGCAUCAUUUGAUAGUACCAACAACCUCUAUGUGACUGAUCGUGGUAACAAUCGAGUACAAGUCUUCACUGCUGAAGGUCAAUUCCUGAGAACCUUCUCACAAAAAGCCAAUGGUCAGAAGCUGAGCUUACCCUGGGCCAUUGCCAUCGACAGCAGUGACACAGUGUACGUCAGUGAGAAUGGACCGCAUCAUGUGAGUGUGUUCACAUCUCAGGGAGCCUACAUCACCACGUUAGGUGGACCAGGAAAGGAAGAGGGACAGUUUAAUAGCAUUUAUGGACUCUCUAUUGAUCGCAAUGACUCUGUUGUUGUGUCCGAUCAAGCCAACGGGCGACUGCAGAUAUUGUAAUGAGACAGUAGUACAAGCAAACUAAGAACUUGUGAAGUGUGUUUGUAUUUUAGCGUGGAAAUUGUUGGUAGAUCUAGUCUUAUUAGCAUUUGUGGUCUAGUAUGAAAUCCAAUGUUGUUAUUGGCUGUGAAUAAAUUAGCACAUUUGAAUAAACUCUGA
Molecule: messenger RNA, 4818 nt
Organism: Halichondria panicea
Lineage: Eukaryota; Metazoa; Porifera; Demospongiae; Suberitida; Halichondriidae
Exons: 12
Coding region: 94-4659 (1521 amino acids)
Molecular function (GO): protein binding; zinc ion binding
Source: RefSeq, a predicted model, not a curated record